Messenger RNA from Xyrichtys novacula (pearly razorfish), 39160 nucleotides. Lineage: Eukaryota; Metazoa; Chordata; Actinopteri; Labriformes; Labridae. The record is from the annotation of a GenBank genome assembly.
UGAUUUUUUUGCCUUGGUGCUGGUCUUCUAUUUGGGCUUAUUUUGACAAAAUGGUAGCUCCUAUCAAAAAGAAAUCAGACUAUGGUCAUCGUAGCAACUUCCUAAACGCUUGUAUUGUAUUAUUUUCAUUACGUGCUCCUAAAUUCACCUUUAUAUGCCCUUGUCUGUUUUUUGUUGGAGAGUAACAUAAUUUAUUGCAAACUCUCAGGUCUCAACAGACCAUUUUUUUGGGGGUGUUGAAGCACUCCUAAAUUUCAUCUUUUUCUGCAGCUGCUGAUAAGGUUCAACCUGCCUUAAUUAUUGGUGGUGUAACUCUAUACCAUCAUCUCUGAGUCCAUCCUACCGUCCCCCAUUACCAUCUGUUGUGCUGCUGCCACUGCAGACAGCAGCAUAGAACUCUCUCAUCCUAGAAGGUGAUCUGCAGCAAUACGCCAUCCCUCCAGGACCUGAACACGCCCAUAUGGUCUGCAAGAAAGAAUUGUGGCCUCAACUCUGCCAACAGAGUUUCAGUCAUUCAUUCCCCUUGGCUGCAGAUCAAAUUCAGCUGAUACUUUCAUUCCCCUCAAAGAACUAUGUCAGUGCAGGAAGUCAUGAGAAUGACCAUGGCCCUUCUUGGGUGUUUAUUGUCUUUCUUAACUUUUCAAGCCUGUAUUGUGUUUGUUGCCAUGAGUCUAGAAGUCCAAACAAGUAAAUAGCAGCUGUCUAUUUAUGAGAUGAUGUUUUACAAAUAUUCACAGUUGGUUAUGUUUUCACUGGGAAAAAUAAAAAUAAAAAUAUGGGAUUUUAGGCAAUAAUUUCAUCUUUUACUUUUUAAACAAUUGAAUGUUGGGAUCUAAAGAAAAAAGGAAAUUUUUUAAGAAGUUAGCUUUAUUGAGUUGUAAGAAAAAUUGUAUGUGUGUGCUGUAACGUGUAUUUUAUCAUUGUAUAUGUACAGUAUGUUAAUUAUCAUUUACUGAAAAUUACUUGGUGUGAAUGCUUGCAGGAUUAUAUGUUUGUUUUAGCUAAUGAGCAUGAGAAAGGAGAAGUGCAGCCUUGCAGUUGUCAAUCAAUCAAAUUUUAUUUAUAUAGCGCCAAUUCACAACAGUCGUCAUCUCAAGACGCUUUUCAAAGAACAAGAGCAGGUCUAGACCACACUCAUAGUUUGAUGAUCAAGAACCAACCUAAGAUGUGGCUGAUACUUUUCCACUGAAGCCAUGCAACUAAAUGAAAGCUUCAAUUUCACUCACAGGUUGUUUUCCCAACAGUGUGACAUUGAACUGAUAAGCAGGAACCUGAUGAUAAACUAAGCUCUCUUUGUUCUACCAGUACAGACCACAGCUGCAACCUUUACUAUAUUUGGAUACUGUUGUAAUUUCCUGCCAUUUAUGAGAUGAUAUGUUAAUGGGCGGGGGUGUUUGUUUCUUGACUGCAUAAAGGAUGUGUAAAAAUGUUAAUCAUUCAGUGUGGGGGAGCUCACAUGGUUGAUAGCCCAAAGAAUACAAGCUCAACAGUCUAAUGCCAAAGAGAACUUUGCCGAGCAGCAUGUCUAUGGUCGCUUUCACACCUUGAAGUCCGGAUCAGAGGGAAGAAAUGAUAUAUUGCUACAAUCAAGUUUUGGUCUGGUCUGUGUUCACACUGUGAUUUGUCAAAACAUACCUUUUUUGUAAACAAAUCACAUGCGGCCUACAGGUCGUUCAGCCAUUGGUCAGAAAAUUUGCAAGAGAAAAUCACCUUCUGUCAUUUUUUUUCUCCGUCAACAGUGGAGCAGCGUCAGCGUAUAGCACUAGCUUUGACAGCUAUUAUAUUGAUAUUGUGCUGCAACCAGGAUGGAUGGAGACAUGUGAGCCAUGACCAUAGACUGUAUGACAUGGUUCUAAGGACAUGUUACAGAAGACGAAGGCUGGCCCUUAUGGGUGCCUAUGUUUUUUUUGUAUUUAUUAUGCUGAAGAUGAGUGAGGUAUGUUUUCAACAUUACAUGAACUCUGGCCAGUAGAUCUAAUGAUGGGAUGUGAACCAUUAACGACUGUAGUAUUGAUUUCCGAUGUAACCUGUCCUUUUGCCAGUAGUUUCCGACGUUUUGGUUUGAUAAAUUAUAACCCGUCAGCUUCCUCCUCCUCUCUGUCGAGCUGCUAGUGCUCACAGACCCUCCACUUCCUAUUCUCUUAGCUGGUAACACACAUCCGUCUUCAACCCAUGAUGCACUGCUGUUUUGGUUUGCUUCCUUUAUUUGGUUCUAUCAAAAGUCUGGUUACAUUCUCACCUGAAGCAAACCAGACCAUGGUUCACUUCGAACCGGACCGAGUCCCGACUUUUUUGGGGGACCAUGGUCCGCUUAUUUUGUCCGACAAAAGUCUAGACUGUGGUCCGGGGGAGUGUUUAGACAUGAAAUUUUGUUUCGGAUCAAACUGAAAAGUCCUAAUAUCUGGACCAAAGGAGGCUAGUGUGAAAGCGACCAAAGUAUCGUUGGACCUUGGACUUGGGGAGGGGGCGUCUUGAUGUUCCUCAAGGUGGUCAGUCAUUGUACUUUGGAUACUGCGUGCCUUCAAGUAUAAGAUCACCUACAUACGGAACAAAGAAAGUUUAGGACAAAGUUACGCUGUUCAGGACUGUUCACAAAAACGAGAAUUUCUGAGAAACUUGCAAGCUAUAGUUCUCUCUUCUGCCUUUUUAUUCAGUAGGCAUUUGCUUGGAUCUAUGGCAGGAACACCAAGACUGUGUGACUGAUUUCAAAUGUGAAUGUGCCGUUAUUGAAAUUAUAAGGAGCUAAGGAAAUAGCAUGCACUCUGUGUGUGGCCUGCAUGUCAGUGUUUGUUUUUGAGUUGACAUGGGUGAUGUCCAAGUGACUGAAAUGGGUUUGUUCUUUGUUUCUGCUUUACACAACUAUGUUACGAGUGAACUGAUUUGCAUCCCAUGAGCAAAUUCAUGUAUCCCAGGUGAAAGACAUACCUUCACCGUCAGGAAACUACAAUUUCAAACUAUUUCAACUCAUACUGAAAUGCACUGAACCUUAGUAUUCGAGGUAAAAGAUUUGCUUGUUAUUGCUGAUGAUGAACGGUCAGCAUUGUGAUGUGAAAAACUGUGUUGUCAACGAAAGUUUAAUGUUGAGUAAUGAACAGAACAUGAGCUUGAGUGAUAUUUUUUUAAUCAAAUCUUCAGGGUGUUACUGUGUCAAGGAAAACCACACAUUCAGAUAGUACGACAUAAAAUACUCACCACGACCUCUAGAUGUCAGCAGAACAAGCACAUAUGGGCGUUCUUUUAGCUCUCUCUGUAUUCUUCAUGUUCGUGCUUCAACUAACCAUGAGAAUGUGUUGCUAAAAUUUUCAUCUUUUGUGCUUAGUGAUGUGUUUUUUUUCCUCCUUUCUGCAUUUAAUAUAUGUAAAUCAUGAUAGGCCACUUUAAUUUACCCUUUUGUGUUUUUUUAACCAAAGGACACCUGAUCGUUACGUAACAGUGAUACUCAGGUUUUUAGCCAUGACCCUCCUAUCCAACAAGCUUGCACAGAAUACACUUGAAAAAUCCUAAUUUUAUGUUAUUUUUAUUACAUUUUUUAAUGAUUACACGGUAUAAAAUUAAGCUGAUGUCUAUUUGUAAAGGCUGCUAAGAAGCUCUGUGUUUGAUUAAUGAGACUGGAUGUAUUUCUGCAGUGAAGCACUACACUGUUAGCAAAACAAACACUCCAAGUCAGGGAUUAUUCGAGAGUUUGCUUUUUUUUGAAGUGCUACAGGCUUAUGCAGGGAUCAGUCAAAUAAAGAAAACUACAUUAUCAGUUCAAGUGAAGCAUGCUGUUAACCAUCAAUGUGUUUGUUAGUAGACAGAGCUAAGGUCACAGAUGUUUGUUUGUUCACCUACUUUUCAGCAUCCCUUUCAUGACUGCACGGUGCGGGGUAUGUAAACUCUUCGAAAACAUCUGUUUCUGAUCUGUUUUUUCAAGAUAAGAAGAACUUUAUUUAUUUUCAAAGGGAAACUCAAAGCUUACUCUAUCAUAAAAUUCCCCCAUUAUCAAAAUUAUGGCCUCAUUAGUUGUUCUAAUCCAACAACUUCAACGUAAUGAAGCUGUAUGGAUAUUAGGAAGCCUACUGCUCUUGCUGAUACAAGGUUUAGGUUUGUUAUUAUAAAUACUUAGGAAACAGCAACACGUUUUAUGUAUUUAACAAGGCAAGAAAUUUAACUCACCGGAGAAAAUGAAGUCUACUCAAUUAUAUUGUUGGCCUUUGCUGAUCAUAUCGAUCGAGGGUUAAAGACAUUAGCUGUCUUUCAUGUGCAGUUUGUGCUUUUUUUCCAUUCUUCUUUCUUUCCUCAUGACAAGAAAAAGACAGUGGGCGGACAACACCUAGUAAGGCCAAGCAGAAUGAAACACCUUCUCACCAGGUCAUUUUUCUUAUCUGUCUCAGAGGCAAUAACACAGAUUUUUUAAAAAGAGAAAAAUUUGACAAGGAUAUUGAGCUACGUGACUGCCUCUUAGGAGCUAUUCCUCGUACUAUGACUUGUGUCAGUGUAGCAUGAAAAAUGUAUUAUUGAUCAUCAGGCUGUGUAAUGUAAUCCUGGUGCUCUAUGCGCCGACUUCAAUCUUCCCUGGUCAUAACAGCUUCAACGAACUAAUUGUAGCCUAGCUGCAUUUGUUCACACCUUUGGGUAGCAGAAAAGACUUGCCUAGCCCUCAGGCUUUUUUUCCCUUUUAGACCAGCAUAGCAGUCUCUGACUGAUGUGCACAAGUGCAGGAGAGGAAGAGAGCAGACCCCAGUGCAAGUGAGACGCACAGCUAACCAGCAGCUAACAAGAAAAUUAUCCUUUGGUGUGGAAACAAGCCAGUCGGUGGAAGGGUGUAUCAAUGAGAACAGGAACAUUUCAAGACCUCCUGAAAGACAAAAACCACCAUGACUCGCCCUCUGUUGGCCUUUUUGGGAAUUGCAAGGUGAUUCAACAAAAUGGCUGACAACUGAUUAUGCAGUAGAAGACCAGAGGAGUGCUAACUGCUUAACCCUCCUCCUGUGUGAGGGUCUGCAGCGACCACCUUUUGUUUUGAAUUCUUAAAAGAACCACUUCAAUCGAGACUUUUUGACUUUGUCAGCAACCUCUAGUUCAACAAAAUGAAAAUAAAAAAUUUAAUUGACUUAAUUAUAAAAUGCUCUUAUUAAGAUUAUGGCACUUGCCGUUAGGGUCACUGUUGACCUGGUUAGAUCAAUAUCUAAUAACUAGAGCAAAAACUGAAAUAAUAAGUGCACUCUCAGGCACCACACUGACAGUCAGAUCCCCUUAUAAUUUUGCCAUGUUUUACCAUGUACAAAUAACAACAUCGGGCACGUCCAGACAUGUGAGAUCAAGUCAGUAUUGAUGUCUGUAUGAGGGUACACUGACACCAAAAAGUAAUACAAGCAAUAUUUUUAUGGAUAAUGAACCCUAACAAGUUAACCUCGAGAUGAGAACCAAUUUGGAUGAUAGAGAUUUGUUUUUAGUGUAAUUUACUGCUGAUGGGUACGUUGUAGAAGCUAACACAGGAGGAGGGUUUAAAAAAACAAAUGCUGCUCAUCUAAAUAAAAAGUAUGAUUUUCAGAAGGCUAAGAAUCACAGUGUUGGUAUAUCGGAUAUCUUGUUUAGAGAAUCACUUGAUUCAUACAAAAAUGUAUAUAGCCUAUAUUUGUGGGGUUACAUGAAUCACUUAAAUUUCAAACAAAAUCAUAGUUUCUCUUACAGGUCACAAAUUCAGCUGAGUCAACAUUCACAAGCAUUGACUGAACAGUUUUCACACUGUUUGGCUUUUAAAAAAAAAUAUCUUAAUGCUGCAGUAAAAUUGGGAUCACUACUUAACAAUCCCUGUGAGGUCAGUUAUUGAACACAUAAGAAACACUCAAACACAAGUGUUAUCCUCUUUUUAACCUACUGACAAACAACCAAAGCCCUGACUGUCUGUAGUUUACAGACAUUAUUCGCUCUUCCUCUGGCUCCUCCUCCUCCUCGGUAUAAGCCCUCCCCUUCAGCCCCGCACUCUCAGUCUGUCGCGGGCAAACCUCCCCCCACCUCCCUCUCCAUGCUGAUAUCCUUCUCCCCUGUUGUCCCCUGUUCCAACCGUCGUCUCUGUGCGGUACUUUUCACCACACUGUCUGCCGGUUUGGUCACUCCAGGCAGGGGUGCUGCUGUAUUGCUCCUGCCUGCUCAUUCAUGCUAACUGGAGCUGCUCAUACCUACCUUUAACUACUGAUCUCAAACCACAGCCAGGCGAGACACAGCAACAAAAAAAGAAAAAAAAAACCCGCAAAACAAAAAAAUAUCGUCGAAGUCGCGACUGCUGCUCAACGCGUUCGACCAACCGCCUCCUACCGGUGACGUCGACUCAUGGUGGAUUUUUGAGCGCGAAAGGAGGAGGAGUCAGUUCGCAUGAGAAGGAGGAGACCAGUCGGUAGAGUCCGCGAACGCUCAACUACACAGGUCUGGCCGCACAGUUCUUCAGUUGCCUUUUUUUCUCGGUUGAAUGCUUAAAAACUGGAGGAAAGACACCACAUCUCGACCACAAUAGCGACAGUACAGUCGGUCCGGAAGAGUCCCCAACAGGAGGCAGAGCGGAAAGUGUGAUAUAUAUACUCUGACGCCAGUAGGUCGCGAUCAACGGUCGACGACGCGAAGUAACGGUGAGUCGAGGUACUGCAGCUAGCAUGCUAAUUCUAAUGCAGUGGUUUGUGGAAUUGAAGCACAUGAACACAUUCUCAUUUGAACUUAGGCUUGUUUAUGAACUAUUUUGCAAAUAUUUUUAGUUGUAUUUUUAUAAGUUUUGGUGUGAUCACCUUGCACAGUUAGCAGCCUGCAGUUAGCCUGCUGUUGGCCCUCUUUAGACGGCUAGCGGCAGGCUUUCGCAGUUGAAAGUAAAAUACUUUAAAAAUACAUUCAUAUGUUUUUAAUACACUUAAACUGAUUUUUUUCAACAAAGAUUUGUAAGUCUAACAGCAGUAAUUCCUAAUAAGUAUAUUUUUUUAGCGUGACAGUAAAUGUUCCUGGUGGUGAAUUUUAGCAAUGUUUUGGUUUUGAAGGUUACAGGACCGCGAAGCUUUAGUGAGUUGGCUGAAAAUGCUAGCAUACGCAAUCAAAGUUCUACCUCCCAAUCCAUAUGCUAAAGGUGAAUGAUAAAUUAAUUAUUGUUCAUUUUAUUGUACUUUCAUGACUUCUCAACAUAUCCUCACAAAACAUUCACACCUACCACGUAUGGACCUGUUGUGUUGGCAAAAUUGUUUUUUUGGUUCUACGACAAGCAGCAAGCACAUUGAACUCACUGGGAAAUGACCUUUUUGGGAAAGGGCCAAAACAAAGGCAGAUCUUGGUGACAAGUUGUCUCCACAGAGAUCUUAUGUAAUAUAUCUAGAUGAAAUGUGAUAGCACUGUAGUGCAUCAUGGGGCUAGAUACUUUUUGUCAUCUGAUGAACACUGAUAAAGAUUUCAGAAAAUACAAGUUUCCUAAACUACUGGAGUCAACAGAAAGUUUGUGUCCAAUUGACACUGAAGAAGUCAGGUACGGUGAAGAGCUAACUCUUAGUUUUCCUGUUGUGCAGUCUAACCCCCUCCUGGUCAGAAAUGGUUCAGCCCAGUAAUUUUCCAUGCACCACACUGUCCUAGAAUGUGGGUGGGGCUUAAUGUCAAUGGUAAGAGCAGUUAGGAAGUGCCUCUCUUUCUCCUGUUAGGUGAAGUUUAAUCACAAAAAAAAAAAAUCUUUUCAUAUCAGAUCCAGCUGAAGGGAUGCACAGAAAAUUGACCCUUUUUGAAGCUGUGUUGACUUGUCAGUCUCACAGCCAUAAGUCACUCACAGCUUAAAGAAUAAGGCAGUCUGCAGAGUUAGACUGUCAUCUUUAAAAAAUAUACAUUUAAAAAAAAUCUUGCAUUACAUUUAGUUUCCAAAAAGUAAGCUUUGUUUUUUUGUAUUUUUGACCUUCUGAGCACAUGGUACAGCCCUGUUUCUGGUUUCACCUCCCCCACUGCACCCAGUGGCUGUGCUCACAUGGUGCAUUUGCAAUUCAUUACACAAGCUAUUUUUUUCUGCUUGACGGGGAAGCAGCCUCUAAAGGCUCCACCUACAUUUUCCAAAGGCCUCACUGAUGUUUGAAAUGAGCUUUUUCUUGCUAUGCCAAUUUCAAUUUUAUUUCUAGUUUAUCACUAAACAAUUUUUUUUUGAUCAUGUAGCUCCUGCAAAUAUUUUCAGAGUGAGUGACUAGAUAAAAAAUAAUAUAUGUAUGAAGAUCUGCCAUUUGAUUGUUUUAAUAGUGAGGCCCCUAAAUGUCCUUCAUAUUUAAAAGAAGAGGAGUUCAGGUGUCUCGCAGUUUAGACUUUCUUAUUUUGCGUUUAUUCAUGUCCUCUGUCAAAUUAUGGUCAGCUGUAGCUGUUGGCCACUGGCUCAUCACAGAUAACGUCAUCUGUAGAUUUAGAAGACUAAUAUACUACUUAACUUAGCAGUAACACAUAGAUGUGUCACACUCAUCCCAGGGUAAUUGUCUGACUAAACUGAUAAAGACAUCGAGGAGUAAACUCUACUUUCCACAUAUUUUGUGACUGAAUCGAUAUGUUUCUAAUGUGCACCUUUGGAAAUAUUUUUGCAAUUUAUACCUAGCAGAGACAUCUCAAAAUAAUAAAUCUUUACUGGCAAUGAUAUCAGUCUCACAACAAACAAGCCUGUAUAUUGGUUCUCUGAGUUCAAAGCAAUGUGAACUGAAUCUGUUGAUACUUUUAUAAACCAUGAUGGUUUAUUUCCUGCUUUUUCUGCUCGUGGUGAUCUUACACAUUGAAUGUAUACUCAUUAUUUUGUGAAUGGUGUCCAAAAAUCCCAUAUUUAUUCUUUUUUAUUUUAUUCACCUUCCCAAGUGUGUAGGAACCGGUUUCGACCGGUAUCAGCUGGUUUCUCUGCUUCAGGCGGAUGUUGAGGGCUAUAGAAAUAUGGUGGAGCUUAAGCACUGCAGUACCCAAUUGUUGUUCUAAAGUGUAUUUUAUGCUGCUAAUAAGCAUGUCAAAAGGCAAACUAAUUGGACAAUAAUAAACACUUUAAUAAUAAUAAUCAAUUUUUAAUUAUUCAUUUUUAGUGACUGCACUAGUGUUAAUGAUAGUUGUGCAGAGCAUGCAGCAAAUUUGCAAACUUUAAAGGCAUACCCUAAAACCCAUCAGAAUAUUUAACAGCAAGAGGACACUGGUGAGUUUUUAGAUUUAAUUUUAAUAAUAGAGAAAUUUAAGCAGCGGUUGAUGUCUUGAGUAUUUUGUUUAGAUUUACCAACACCUUCUCCACCCACUCUUAUAGCCUUGUGCAUAAUGUCUCAGUGGUGCUGAUCCAUUCAUCUAGUCAUGCGACCCACUCUGGCUGAAUUUUCUGUGCUCAAGCACAGUAUGUGCAACUUCGUUCUUCAUAUCACAAUUAAUCCCUCUUUUUUAGCAGCAUGUCAAUAAGGGAACAGAGUAAUGUCCAUCACAUGUCUAAUAAUUAGCUGUUUAAUAAAUUGUGAGGCUACAUCAGCACAAGGUAGACCAUAGGCAGACGGAAAUAAAUUGCAUGUUUGAUGGUCACCCAAUCUAGAGCAACUCUGUGAAUUAUUGCUCAGCUAUUGUCCCGUCCUUUUUUUUACACAUGGAAUAAGACAAUGAUUCAAAGCAAGCUGGCUUUAGUCGUUUAACUGGAUUCUUUUCAUGUCCGAUUCGACUGAAAAACCACUUGCAGUCUGAUAAGAAAAGGAAGAACACAUCUUUGUAAAACCACAUCAGUCACAAGAUGUUUUCCCAUGUUGGCACAAUGCAGAACAGGAUAUGUGAAGUGCUAGGGUUAGGAGGAAUAAGUUGUGAACAUACAUCAGGAGUGCUUCGUACAUGCUCAAACAUGCACCAACAAAAGGCACUUUUCCAUUCUACUGACUCAAGUGCCACUUUCCCUGCCCAUUAUGCCUCUAUUUUUACUUGGACUAAAUACAAAUGGAUUUAUCAAUGCAUUACAAUAUAUUUUUUUCCCAACUCAGUAUUGUUUAAGACAAUCCAGUACCCAUAUCAGAGAGCUUCUGAAACGUGUGAUUAGCUGACCUGUGUAGAGCAUAUGUGAAGUGAGUAAAUUAAAGGUGGGGUAGGCAGGAUCUAAGAAAGUGCCCAUUUUGGGAAGAAAUCUUGAAUGUACACACUACACCAACCAGUUUUCCCCUUCUCCCUCUCUGUUCCAGUAAGCCCCGCCCACAAACACACUUGUCCUUGCUUGUACUGUUUCAAUUAAAUUCAGAUAUAAUGCAGAUAAAUACUUAAGAUAAUUACAAAUGGGGCCCAGUCAACGUUAAAGUAAAAAGCAUUGGUGCUACUGUAGAUGCCAACAGACUACCAGCAAACACAAUGUUUGCAGGACUUCUGCAACUAAAAUAAAGUGACAUACUCCAGGACCCAAGGUAAACAUCUUAGCAGCACUGCAACACACAGUAAGUCAAGUUUGACAAAAAAACACUUCUGUUACAGACACUUGGCUUACUUUGUUAAAGUGGUUAACCUGUCCAGCAAAAAGGUUACAGGGUCUGUAAGAUCCUGAAGCAUCCCCCAUCAUCACCCAGCUUUUAGGCACUUGUCUACUUCCAUUUUAAGCGCCCGUUAUUCCAUCAAAGUCUCCAGUAUUUACUUCAUUUUCUUACUUGUGUUGGCAGUCGUGGCCUAAGGAUGAUUCAGAAAUUUUUUGUACUUUCUGGUUGGUUUGUGGUACGAUAACUUUGUUUGGGCUUGUGAGCGUUGUUCGUGGAGCACGCCUUACAACAUGAGGGAGCAACAUCUGCCUCACAACCAAUCAGCACUAAGGAGCAGCAUCGGCCUCACAACCAAUCAGGUCGGGGAGGCGGAGAAUGGCUUUAUUUACAGUCAGAAAGAGUGGGCCGCUCAAAAAUUUAAAAAUGUUGACUGCACAGGCAAAAGAAACUACAGCGAUAUCUUGUUGUUCCCAAAUGUCAUCAAUAACAAUUAGCUAUUGACUGAUAAUAAAUGCUUUUUGGUAUAUACACCACAAAAAAGAUGCUUCUUUAACGGAAUCCUGCCUAUCCACCUUUAACAUCCAGAAAUUCGCAAAUAACUUAGUUUUAAAGUCUUUUGUUCAAUUGAAAAGGUGGGUUGCAGUCAAAUGACUUCUGCAACCACUAAACCAGAUAAAAGACAGGGGGGGCGUUUUAAACAGCUUAAGCUUAAUCACAGGUACUGGUCAUGAUGACCACGGGAGCAGCCAGCACCCUGCUGGUAGGCACUCACUAGAAAUGAACAAAUACAUUUUAAAAAAGUCCCCCCUGCUCAACAAUGCUGGGUAUCUAGCCAAACAAACCAGGCCAACAGCCUUCAAUCAUCGUGAAAAUUUUCCACAUAAAGAAACCAGCAAUAUACUGUUCAGAUAGUAUACCUUUGCCAGCUGCUUUCAGGGACUCCUUAAUUUCAGGUUAGAAGGCACAAACAGAGAUCAGGUUAGUUUAGAGGAAUAAGUUGCUUUCAAGGGGUACUGUCAGUGGGUACAAUGUCCUUGAGUAAACAAUGUUCCCUGAAAUAUUUAAAAAAUUCACUCCCAUUCACUGUAGAGUGUCAGUGGCCAUUUCGCUGUACAAAGGUCCACGUAAAAAAAAUGAAUAAAGUCAAUUUCCUUCGGGGAUAAAUGAAGUAAUCUUGUUACCGGACCCACACCUGCUGUCCCUCAUUGGGUCUGUGUUCUGUAUUUUUAAAUAAGAGUGAUGGUACCUUGCUGGUAACUGGUAGAAAAAAAACCUUUGGUCUGCUGUUUUGAUCGAAAGAUACACAAAGUAAGGAUAUGUGGAUUAGGAUCGAUUUUCUCUUCCAUGCACAAGGCUCAAUUGUACUGAAACUGGCCGAAGCGAUCUGUGCACUCCAUGCUUUGAGUUGGAAGUUGAAAAACACAAAUACAUUGCUUGGAAGCCGGUAUUGAACAAAACCCAGAAGGACAAAGUAGGACUGAAAAAAGAUGAAACUUUAUUAUUGUACAUAAGUAUAGCAGGACAAUGAUCAAGGCAAGCCAUUCCACCUCUGAUCCUCCCAUGUAGGUAUCAACAGAGAUGGAAUGGAAGAAAGAAGGUGAUGAUGUGUAGCUUAGGAGCUGGCAGCCGGGAACUUUGCUGCAUGUACUUGCAAUACUGAGUGUGUGUAUGUUGAGGUAUGGCUGUGUUUUAACAAGCUGUGCAUAAUGUCUGCAACAAUGUAAUGUGGUGUGCAAUUACACACUUCGACACAGAUCUUAGGUCCUUUCAGAGUGCGGUGUGUAAGAAAUCUAGGCAUAGUGAUAAUGGCGGAAUUCCAGGCUCAAGGCUUGUUGCAGAAUUGCGGUGUGUGACCAGUUGUGUGUGAUCCUUUAGAAUGCUUGUUUAUGUCUGUAUGUGGUGGGGCACAACCAGCUACCAAGAGGCAGAAGACUGCAAUUGCCUCGUUACAUUUUUGGGUUCGCAUGCAGAGUGGUUCAGAGUCUGGAGCAGCUGUUCCUCUUACUUACUUGCCGGUUAUCAGGACUAUAUUACACUGACCACAAGUAGUAACAGAGAGCACAGUGUAAUAUACAGUGAAGCACUGCAAAUUUCAACUCCAAUCAAGCAGCACAACUAACUCUAGAUGCUAGAUAAGGAAGGGCUCAUACCAGUGAGGAAGCUGCAGUAGUACAGACAUGAGCUCUCAGGCACCUGAUUGCCAUUUGGUUGUCUUGGUAUGAGGUCCAGAGGGCACUAUCCAACUCUUGUCAACUGUUUUUUGCACUGAAGGUCUAAUGUUUUAAUGGAGCGCAUGCUUUGCCUGGUUUUGGGUUUAAUUUUGGCAUGCAAGUUCUACCCUUCUAUUCCUACAUCCAGAGAUAGGCAUUUACAUCAAUAAACAGCUUUACAACUAGGUUUAUAUGAGAAGGAGCACAAGAGCUCUGAUCUGGAACAGCUUAAACAGGCCUGACCGUGAACUUGAAAGGUUGCUGGAAUCAAAACAGUAGUAUCAAACUUCAAGUCUAGUAAGUCUGGAGGUGGGACGUCCAUGGCUCUGGCUUGGGCCUCCAGCACAUCUCACAGAUAAGACCUAGAUUGAGACCUAGAUUGUGAAUAUUGGUGCUAAGGCAACACCUUGAACAUGCUUUCAUGCUGCUUUGGGCUAUUGUCUUUCACUGCUCUGUAGUCCAGUUCCAAUAUUCAUGUACUGAUUGAAGGUACCCUUUGAAGUGCACAACCAUCAGCAAAGGCCCCUUGACUAGUCUCAACUGUGUCUUGUCAGUACUGGCUUGUUCUUUUGUAAGGUCAGGCAUAAUUUGAAUUUGAAUGAUUCUGAGCCCUUGUUUCGAUUCCGGUUCCAAACGAUUCUCUAUUCUGGUUCUUUAUAAUGCAGGUUGACCCUCCUGUAAACAAUUCAUUUGCCACCUCAGUGUUAGCAGAAGACAUACAUAAUUUAUUGUUUUACUUAUCUGAUACUGACUGAGUAGGACCAGCGCAGCACGUCAAAGUCAGGGCAAUCAGUUGUUUCUACUCCAUGAAUCUGAAGGUGUUUAAUCAUAUUGGUCAUGCAUCCUCCUUUGCACGAUAUAACUGUGUUGCUAAUGUUGCACUGAGAUAAGAGUUCAUUCUUCCUGCUAAAGUUAGCCGAACCUUUGACCGCAGCCGGUGUGGGUUGCAGUGCACUCUCUCUCUCUCUAUCUCUGUUCUCUCUCUGUGUGGCUUCGUCUCAUGUGCUUCGUCCUCGUUGGUGUUCAGCGGCUUCUUCGUUGGUGUUUAGCGGCAUCUUUCUUGUUGGUGUUUGGCGGCUAUUUCUUCCGGUUGAUGGACUUCGGCAUCGAAACUUGGAAUUGAAAUUUUAAAAUUUGAACGGUUCCGAGAGAAUUGGAAUGUUGGUCCCUGUCCUUAUUGAUGCUCGAGACUCGAUGCCCAACCCUAGUUACAAUGCACACACACACUCCCUGUGGCUUCUUCUUCGUUGGUGUUUGAUGGCUAUUUCUCCUGGUCGGCGGACACGGCUUUGAAACUUGGAAUUGUAUCUUAAAAAUUUUAACGGUUCAGGGAGAAUCAGAUUGUUAGUCCUGGUUCCCAUUGACACUCGAGACUCGAGAUGACCAACCCUAUCCUUUUUUGGAAAAAAUAGGAAGUAGAUUUACAGGAUGAAUUUGGAUUGCCAUCGUCAAAGCCGAGUCCACAUAGCUUUGGAGUGUUGUGUUGCCUUAACACUAUUAGGUAUACUUCAUGCAUUGGAAGGAUCCUGUGACCUAAUUCAGGUUAUCAAAUGUGCUGGCAGUGAGGAUAUAGUGAGGGUUUUGGUUGGCUGCUGUUAGAUUACAUGCUACAUCAGGGAAUGUUGCCACGAUGCCCAUGAGUAGCGUUUACUUAGCAGCUUGUGGGUACAGGACAAGUUGCAGCACUCAUGGUCCAAAGAUUCGCUCCAAGUCUAUUUUCAACAGAGCCUGCACCUAGCAUGCAUCAAGCGAAAAGCUCACACUAGACAGGAUGUCAAGUGCUUGAACAGUGCAUACAGUAAGAUGCAGUAAAAGUAAAAUCCUAAAUCACACUGCAUAUGCCUGACCACAGAACAGGUGGCAUGAAUGGGAAACACUUGUCGAUUUCUAUAAAAGUAACUUCAGUAGAAAAUUAAAUAAAACGUGUUCACAAGUAAUCUGUUUUACACGGUCUGUGCUUUCUGCUUAUAACACUGGACAUUUAGGGCCUUUACACACCGGGACCGACUGGAAAUUACGAAAUAUAUGGAGGCGAAUUUUGAUGCGCUUGACUAUACACAUCAAGCCCGAUGCAAUUUUGCGACUUUCCGGGGGGAAAAAAGACGCGUCCCGGGUGGAAGCGAGAAGGCUGAUAAAACACCAGACUGACUGUUUUCAGUUCUGAUUAGACACUAGUGUUGAGAUGGCUGUCUGUCAUGAUAGCAUGUACUGAGUCAGAGCCAGUACCAGAUAAGCACAUUAAACUAUAAUCCAUAAACGUAAGGUAACAACCGAGACCUAAUGGUGCUGUGACAGCAAGGUGAUUGAGUUUGAGACCAUGAAAAUACAUAUGGUAUGUUGUAUCUGAACAGGUUAGCUUACGAGCUAAAGUUACUUAGCACAGAUGAAAGUUUAAACAAAGACGUUUAGCAAACUGUUAAAGCACACAAACCAUCGUCAUAUGAGAAAUCCGACGCUAUGUCCUCCACAAGUUGUCCUUCAGGUCGUUAUUUUUGUAAUGUUUGUGUCUAUUAUCGAAAAGCACUCUGUUCUCCGACACGUAAACAAUCAGCCCGUCAGCUAUGUUGGAUAUACUGGUGAAUCAGACAUUGCAACAACAUGCAAUCUGAUUGGUCAGAAGUGGACACACAGUAUGCGAAAAUUUAGAAAAUUCGACCGUGAUCCGAAAAAAUACAUGGUGCAAUAUUGCAGGACGGGCAAACGUCGCUGAUGUGAACGCUUGUAUUGACAGGGAUUCGGGUUCGAAAAAAAUAUUGACGUCCGAAAUAAUCGCACAAAAAACAGUCCCGGUGUGAAGGGGCCUUUAGCCUUCAGAUGUCAUAUUUCAUUGGUAGUACUGAAUACAGCUCUGCUUCUACCACCCCAUAUUAACCGAUCUUAUUGCAUAUGCCGGUGGUUGUGGGACUUUUGUCACAUAUUUUUAUAAAAUAUUUUUGCGUUACCGAGAAUUUAAACACGGUGCCACUACUGCUAUGCUAUAUGUUAGCAUCGCAUUAGCUAUGGAAUGUUACUGCAGCGUUUUUUUAGUCUGGUUGGCUGUGAGUUCAUGCAAUAAAGGUUAAGCGGUAGCUAGAGCCUUUAGUGAUUCCCACCCUUAAUGGGCACAGGCCAAUAAAAAUAAUUGCUAUGGUCUGAUUGUUGCGAUUACGAUUUAGAUAUCCCUGGUCGAUACUGAAUCCCAUUCUUUGUCGUUAAUGUUACAGAUAAUUUUGAAAAUAUUAAAAUAAAACAGAAAUUUCCAACGUCAUCAUCAGCCAUCUGAAAUAAAAGGCUAGUACUGAUAAUCAACCAAAUGAACAAUACCGGCUCCAAUAUUAGGUCCACCCAUGAAGAUGAUGUAGUUACAUUUUGUCUCUAUAGCACAGACCUUGUGUGCGACGGAAUUUGUUGUAGCAGCACUUCCUCAAUGUUGUUCCCUCCUGUCUGUCUGCCUGUGUUGUACUCGCUCUCUGCCGCACGAUGCUUUAGACAAAAAUGCCUGCUCAGUGAAACAUAGUAAAUCACUCUGUCUUAGUUUUUAAUUAUACUUUGUGUAUCAAAUGAAAUAAUUUAUUUAAAUUCAUGUCAUUUAGGGAAACAUAGCCUAAAAAACAGAAAUGAAAAAAUAAAAUAAAAUAAAUACAAAGGAGUCAGCACGUACAUUAAGACAUAUCAUCAGCCUUAAGGGAACAAAGCAGCAGGGUACAGUAUUUUUGUUUAAGUUGAUGGUGGAUUGGUUAACAGUUAACCCUGCUCAUCUGCAGAGCUGGUAAAAAAGGAUACUGCUGUGACUGCGCACAGCAGCAGCAGCCAUUUUGUGCUGUAACAUUCUCCGCAAGCGAUCUGUCAAAGGGAAAUGAGUGGGGGAGGGGCAAGUGAAGAGUAAGCUAGGUUGUUAGUAAUCCAAAUAACUGAGUACAGGGUUAGCUGUUUGUUAUGUUGCUCUGAUUCUUCUUUCUAGACUUUGCUCUUGAUCGUUGCUCUUUGCCUAAAUCAGAGCGCAUGUUCAUGGCAGAAGAGAAAGAAGCAGUCCACAGCAUUAGACUUCUGUUCUUACUGGGAAACACUUUUGUAUUUAACUUAAAAGAAAUUAGCAUUUUUAUGCAUUAGCAAGAAAAAGAUCUUGCAACAGAGGCAUAAGUUGGAACAGCUAGAGGAGAGAGUGUGUCACAGCUUCAAAGCCACAGCUGAUGUAUCUUCAAUCUAUUAAAAUGAGACAAGAUUUCACCAAAACUGUUAACCUAUUUCACACAGGCUAAUCUCGAGUCAAACUUCCAGCUACAGAGCUCAACCUGGUAAGAGAGCUUUGAAUAUGUCAUUCACCCCUGUAGCUCCCUCACUUGUUAGUAAAACCCCCCUCUGCUGCUAUGGUUCAGUCCGUGCUCGGCUGUAAAACUCCAGACUGGGGCUGAUUGCUGGUGUGGGGGAUGGGUGUUGGCGCUUUCUGUGAGGCUUGGGACUUGAGCACUGACUGUGUGCUAGCUAGAGCUCAUUCGAUCUGACUAAAUCUGUAGUUACUACAAAGAUGGUCCAGAGGUUGUCAGCAUUGGAACAAAUAUAAGAGAGAGCAAACUGCAUGCAGAUAUUCCGGCUCUGCAGUUAACCUAAAGUGUCAUUAUGACCGAGUCUUAGAAGAGCCUCCUGUAAACUACAUGAAUGUUUUACCUGUUUUUUGAGUUCUUCUAGUGAGUAUUUAGCCUUUUUGUAGCCAUAACAUGAGCAUUUCUCAGGAACGCAUGGUUACAGCAAUAUUAACAUGUGCUUGCUUGAUUCACAUGAAAACUCCUGGUUUUGCCCACCCCCACCCCUCCCUAUUUUUCUUCCCUUUUUCCUUCUAUCCAGUGAUUGCUAGUCUCCUCUCGUUGAAAAGUACAGAGAAAAAAACUUGAACAGAUCACGCAUUCAGUGUUUAAGCAAUGGUCGGAUAAGAGGCAGUGCUGUAGGACAAGUGCUUGACAGUUUUAGUAUCUUGAAGCAAAAGCUGAUUUUUAUAUUAAAGUGUUAGCACCUCUGAUAUUUCCUCUACCAGCUCUGUCUAGAUGGCGUACAUCUACUUCAAACUCAGGAUUUCACUACAUCUCAGCUUGGCCUAAAGAUGUAUCUUGUUGAGCACUCCCAUUAAGAAAAUAGAAAAUCAGCCUGGUUUGAUGUGAACCGAAAAAAAACCAAACAUACAUGAGAGAAUAAGCUGUCGUGCGAACACCUCAGACGUGGCUUUUGGCUCCAUCUGGUUUCCUCCUUUCCUCAAAGCAGCAGACAUGUAACUCAUCAUUCAGGGGAAACAUGGUCAAAUCAGGUGGAUGAAGUGGUGCAGACUUGAUUGCUUACAAUUUCCUGAUGGCUGUGAAUGGGAUUGAUAUGAACGGCACUGUAGGCUAUCUUAAGUUACCAGCAUAUCAAAGUGAUUGAAAUUGAAAUUGAUUGCUGGCAGUUCAGACAGCCUCUAUUUUGCACAAAUGAGAUUCUUGCUGGCUUGGUUAGAAAGCAGGGUUAAAUCUCCAUUUAUGUUGAUAACUUGUUCGUAUUAUUUAAGGAUUGUGUCCACUUGAGUAGAUGUCACCGGUAAAGUGAUCCUCUGCUGCUACAGAACUGCAGCCUCAUGCUUAUUGCACUGUUGUUGAAUGCAUUCAUUUUCAGAGGGUCUAAAUUAGUCUCUUGGAUUCUGUUCACAGAAUUUCAUCAAAACACUUUCUGUACCUCAAUUCUGUCAAUGAUUAUGAGAGACCGGAGUUUCUCCAAUCACUGAUGAGAAACAGGGUGCCUCUUCUACAAGUCAACAACUUAACCUGUCCUUGGACCGUGAUCAGAAACUGAAGCCCUCAGAUGAAGUUGUCACAGAGAGACCUCAUAAACUUCACAGAGAAACGGUCAUUACAUCUUAGUCUAGUGGAGAGUUUUAAGUACCGUGCUCACCUGCUAUCACAACACGUCCUCACUUUGAGAUCAUCAUUCUUGGAUAUAGUGACCCCAACUGUCUGUCCUUGUAGCCUGGGACACAUUUUUUACGAAACAGUCGGAUAAAAUUCGGCAUAUACACUCAGAAUCCACAUACUAAGAGAAGUCCACUUGUUACCAGAUGACCAGAUCACCUAGGACUUCUGAUAGUUUGGGGUGUAAACAGGGUCUAGGAGUUGGUUAAUUAGAGGAGCUCCUCAUUUCUGACAGUGACACCUUUCUGAUCUCUGAUCUCUCUCAUAGAAAGAGUAGGAAGUGGAUCUGGAUCUCAGUUCAGUCCAACCUGCUAGAACUGUCAGGAGGCAUUGUUUACAGUAGCAAUAAAAAGAGGACAGUGAAGAACUACAAAGAGCUGUCUAAUAGCCCAGACAUCACUCAGAUGUGAUGGUGCAAAAAUCAAGUGAAACCUGGAUUGGUGUAAAAGCCACGUCGAGGAGCAAUUUUCAACAUUAAUGCUAAAUUCUUACAGGCUAGAUCAAGUCUUUCAGUCAGAUUCUUUAUAAAAAGAGUACACUUCUGGAUUAAAGUUAAUUACAUCUUUCUGCAUGAUUAGUAGUGUGCAUGCUAUAACAGGCUGUAAGGGCUCUGUGUGGCUGCGCACAGCGGACCAGGUGGCCAUUUUGAGUUGCAGUGGAUCCAGAUCCAGAUGCAGACAGUGAGUGUGGGGGAGGGGAGGACUGCGCUCCAUGCGCGGUAAUGUUGGAAUGCAGCCUUUGCUCUCACUGGCUAAAAUCCGUCUUAAGGUUGAGUUUGUAGUCUCCAUAGAAAAUGUAAAAAAAUUAACAUCCUCUUUUUGAUUUGGUUGUGUACAACUAAAGACCAGUAGUACCCUCUGUGUCUGACUGUCAGCUGGGUGUCAGGUUUCUUUAGCAUUUGGUCAAAGCACUAAAAGCAGCCUAAGAAGGGAAAGCAUUUUUAAUUACUUGGUUAUCUAAAAAUUUUUUACCUGAAAUAUCAUAAUGAGCAGUUAGUCUUCCAACUCUCAGGGUGAUCGAUCUGAUUUGCUCAGUGAACCCUGCAGUCACAGUGCUGAACAGCCACCACAAGGAGUGGGCUCUUCACAACAACAGGAACACUGAACUAGAAUUUAGCUGUGAACUGUGACUUCCUCUGCAGAUUCUACAUUUCUAUAAGCCAGUGAUACUGUAAACUUUGGUCACUUUCCCCCCAACUUUCAUGCGUACAGGGUAUGGAGAUUUCUGCAGUUAGACUGAUCGUUUUUUUUCUUUUUGGAGGCGGAGUCUGAGAGAAGAUCUGCUCAUGUCUGUGCUCUGCAUGCUGCUCGCAGCAGCGCUGGUGGCCAUUUUGUGUUUCUGCACUAGAAGAAAGGAGAGCAGUGCUAAGAACGCAAGACAUGGUGUUGUGUGCCCCCAUAACAGAGCUUUUUAUAGAGAUGGAUGAGGGUUACUUGGUGAGAAUUGACUGUUACUACAAAUAUCAUUUCCACUCUUGUUUUUCUCCAACAUAAAAUUUAUCAGUUAUAAAUCACACUUGGUUCAGUUGUUACUCUGAAUUAAAAAAAAAAAAACUUUGUGUUUGUGGAGAAUUCCAGAUACAAAGUUCAGAAAGGGAAAUAUUGAUGCUCAGGUGUGUUUUCUUUGUUCCUUGCGAGUGGAGAAACACCCCCAUGUCAUAAUGGUUUAGUCCGUGCAACAGCAGCUCUCCCUGCUGUGGGGGAGGGUGGGCAGAGAGAGCUGCUCACUGAGUAAUGCUGUGCUCUAUUUUUUUGCAGGUUGUAGCUAGCAAGGGACAGUGAGACUAAAAAAGCGGCAUUUUCUGCUUGACAAACAAGACUGAUCAAGCUGUUGUAAUUUAUAGUAAGAUCAUAUUCAAAGCCUUGAUACAUUAGAUAUGGUUAUUAAGAAUAUAUAUCUCUGUCUAACAAGUACAUUUUUUGCUUAUAUAAGCCUUUUUUUUAAGGAAAGACACUGGGGGAAAAAAUUACCUGCAAAAGCAAAGUGGCCAGGCUAAUUAUGAAAACUCCGAAAACUACUCUAAAACAAUUAAAAAACUAUCUUAGAGGACUCUGAUCAUUCAGUCUAAUUAAUUAAUCAAUCAGAUAUUAUAGAUACAUAGUGAGGUUUUUGUUUUCAAAGCCCCACCCCCACUCUCUUCCUCUUCAAAAAUGGUUUAGUCCAUGUUUGACCAAGACAGGCUGUUCCAGAGAGAGAGAGGGAGAUAUGGUGUGUGUGUGUGUGUGUGUGUGUGUGUGUGUGUGUGUGUGUGUGUGUGUGUGUGUGUGUGUGUGUGUGUGUGUGUGUGUGUGUGAGUGAGUGAGUGAGUGAGUGAGUGUGUGUAUGUGAGUGAGGGAGAGAAAGAGAGACAGAGUGAGAGAGAGUGAAAAUAGGGUGGGGGAGGGUGGGUGCUCCCGCCUCUUAACUGAGUGUGUUGUGGGAAUGCCAUCUGGCGCUGGUUGUGCGCUGCUAGCUAGGCCUUGACUAAAGUGCAUAUUGUUCUUUUUUAAAGACAGAUUGGCAAAUUUUUCUUUGAAUCUGUUUUGUUUUUCAUAGGUAAAAAAAUAAGAGGUGUUGGCCCUCUUUUUGUGAAGAAAAGUCUGUCAAAAAAAUCAUGUUUUUUGGUUGAUUGAGAAUGCCUUUACAUGGCCCCUCCCCCAAAGAUCCAGCUAAGCCAUGUGAUCAAGUAUUUCAGCUUUCAAUAUAAAGCCAUUGUUUCUUGUUUUUCAUGUCUACCAUUGCAUUUCAUAGUUAUCUUUGUAAAUCUGGCCUCUGUUGGCUGUUGUAGACUUUUCAUUCGACAUUUUUUCUAGUUGCAAACCGUCUUUUGCAUCUAAAAGUAAAAAAAAACUAUGUUUAAGUCUGUGUCUGUUGUUAAAUUGGGAGACACGAUGACGAUCCCUGUGGAGACUGUAAUGGGUGCUAAGAAAAGGACUAUGUGCUGUGGUGAUUUCUGAACUCGGAACAUCCAGCAAAAGUAAAAUUGUCAAUGCUACUGAACUGUCUCUGCUUUUUUGAACGAGGAAAGAUUUGCUGUGCUUGUGCUGACCUUUUUAUUGAAAGACAGCCCCAUCUCAAGUAAGAUAGUAUCCAGCAAAGAGAGACUCCUUGUGGUUCGUCUGUUUAGACACUGAAGCAGAUGGAUGUUUUUGAAGGCUCUCUCAAAUGUGUUUAAUCAGGGAUGGAUGGUUGAUGGAUCAGCUGUCAGUGAAGUCAUCACCGUGCAUAUCCUUUUUUAAAUUUUGCAGAAGAGCUGCUCAGUUAGCCUUCAUCACAAAAAGAGUGCUAAAAGGUGAGAUCAUAUUACACUCUCAGUCACAGUAACCUCCACAGCGCUCAGCGUUCAAAUCACUUUUGGCCGAGGCUCAGCUUAUUCUUAGCUGAACGGCAGCAUAUACUCGGUUGAUGGCAGUGAUAGCAUCAUCCUGUAUGUUUACAUUUGAGAUAAAAAAAAUGGUCAAAGGCUCGGCAAAGAGACAAGAAGGAGCAAUUGGAAUUAAACAGCUGAGUCAGACUUUUUCUCAUUUUGUUUCUAGAUGGACUAUAAAGAGAGUUUUCUGUUAAAGCACCAGAAUGAGUUUUCAGCUGAUUAUAGAUUGAAACAUCGCUUUUUAUUCUAAGUCAGUAGGUGCUUUCCUCUAUUUAAACAAACAGAAAAAUGAAAGUAAAGCGCUGCACACUGGAAACAUUUCAUCUCAGAAGUCCUUGACAAUUUAUUUAUCAUCUGGCUUUUUUUUGCUUUUAGUAUUUUCAUAAAACAGAUCCCCCCCUAACUUUUUUCGGAAUGGUUUAGUCCGUGCUUGCUGUAGCUUUCCAUAAUGAGGACUACUUGUGCUAGAGUUGGGGGAUGGGUGUUGCUAUGCAACAGUCUGUGCAGUCUUAUUUCCUCUGCCUGUGCGCUGCUAGCUUGGGUGGAUAUUGAUGAUCACCACGCUACACGAGUAGUUUAUGACUCUUCAAAUGAUAUGUGUGCACCUUUGGUCUAAAUAUACCCUGCAGUUGGUAGAUGUCUGAAAGAAAAACAAUCACCCAAAUUUUUUUCUUUUCAUGUUUUACAUGUUUUCACACUGUUGUAUUAAGCAUUUUUUAUCAAGGGUUCAGUAAAUAUGUAGUAGGCAUGUGUAGGCCACAUGCCCUUUAGACUACCUCCUCCCAGUAGGAGCGAGAUGGACUAGUCCUACUAGUCCCUCCUCCUUUCUUUUAUGUUCUCUGCUGGCCUGUAAGCCGUUCCCUGCUCCCACAAUCAACAAAUACAUGGAAGGCCUCAAUCCCACACGUCCUGCUGAAGGUGGACAUUUCUUUUCUUUUCACGCAUGUGUUAACAUUUUUCACUCUCAUUUCAAUCUAAUUCAGUUUUUUGGUCAUUGCAGCCUCAAACUCAUUUCGAGCUCUUGACACUUGAACAGAGGAAGAGAUUUAGCUGCCUUUUCUCUUGAACUAGAGAAAUUUGUUGAAGAUGCUUUUUCAGAGGGUGUGUAGUCAGAUUGCGGUAUGUUAGCUGAUCACCAACACUUAGGGGUAGUGCUGGGCGAUAUGGAAAAAAAUGUAUAUCACGAUAUGGAUCAUUUUAUAUCACGAUAACGAUAUAUAUCACGAUAUAGCUAUGGUAUGCUUUCAGUUCUAUGAAAAAUUUAAGUGUAUACAGCUGCACUAGUACAGUACCAGUACAAGACCAGCACUUAAAACUAGAAAAAUGAAUAAACAAAUACGUGGCUGAAGUGCGUUCAUGUCUGUGCUCACCCAAAGUUAUGUAACACUUACAGAAAACGCUGAUAGUGUGAGCCGAAGCACUCCAUAAUAAUAAUAAUAAUAAUAAUAAUAAAUUUAAUUUGUAAUGCACUUUACAUUUACAAAGAAAUCUCAAAGUGCUACAGUACACAGUAAAAAAAGAGCAGCAACAAUAAAAAAAAGCAAUAGAAUGACAGUCACAGAUUAGCAUAAAAAAGAAUUAAAAAAAAAUAAAAUAUAUAGAGUUGCAAUGUAAGAGGCAAGGUAGUAAAAGCAUAAAGCAUAGAGGAAAACUAACCAAAGGCUUUAUUAAAAAGGUAGGUCUUUAGGGCUCUUUUGAAGAGGUUGUUCACACUGCUAGAUGUUUCUCCUCCAAAGCUGCUCUCUGCCUCCAUCAUUGUUUACUUUACUCUUGAAGCACGUAGCAAGACCCGAGCAUGAAUCCGAGCGCUUUAUUCGCCUAUCAGGGGCAGACAGGUAAGGUGAUUUGAUUCGCCACGACUCCAGAAAUGAUUGAAAAACUACAGAAUGUCACAAAAUUACGUUUCCUCGCUGCUGGCUUGAAGGGUACAAAUGCGCAGCCGCGCUCCCAGCUGACAGGAAGUCAAACCGCUGUUGUAGUUCUUUUGUGUUGCUAGCGCGGUCAAGAGUGUUUACUCUCACUGAGAGAUGACUACAAAAAUGGACGCACCUGUUCAUCUGGUUGUUAAACACGGCUGAAAAAGAUCAUCUUUUCAUGUUGUUCCCGCUCCUGCCCACUCCCGUUGCUUUUUUUCCCGUCCCGUCCCGAUCAAGAGAUUAAUAAAAAAAAUGACUCCCAUCCCGCGGGAAUCACGUGACCCACGGGAAUUCCCGAAAAAAGUCAUCCUCCACAGGGAAGGUCCCGGAGCAGAUGAAACAGGUGCCGGAGCGGCUGAAAUAGGUCCCAGAUCCGAUCAAAAGAGGUCCCGGAUCGCGCUCUGACUUGCUCCGGCACAAAUUAAGCACUGCUUACAAUGAUCCCCUCACGUGUGUAACCCAGGUAACCCGCAACGGCGGGAGGCGCUGGACAUAAAGAGGGCACGUAAAGCGGCGUCAUGUCGCAAAAUCGAAAGAGAAAUGCGAGCCUACAUGUCAACGCAUCCUUUUCUUUGUAAGAAAAUAUUGUUUUCUUUCCCGUUCGACACCAAAUACACUUACUGAAUGUGCAAUUAUUGUUGUUGUUACUAUGAAUCAUCUGAUGGCACAAGCUCUAUGGAUUAAAUACAACCUAUCGCCCGAAACGAUAAGAAUAAAAAUGGCACGAUAGACAUUUUCUAUCGUGCCAACGAUAUAUAUCGUCCAAUCGCCCAGCACUACUUAGGGGUAUAACCAGGAGUAGGCAUGUCAGUUAAACACACUUGAUCCUUGGUUACACUCAUCUUUUGGCUCAGUAGCAGAAGUUGUAAACUUGGUUCUUGUUCCUUCUCUGAAAUGUUGCUGCAUUUCAAAGAUCGAAAGAUUGUAUUCAGAUGAAUGUGCAACUGCUACUUUCUUCUGUCAGAUGUUGUGGCGAGUCAGUUUAUGCAGUGUCCAUGAGAUAAUGUUUAUGGUGUUGUGAUCAAGGUCUUUGAACAGGAGUCCGGAUCCUCUUAAUGUCCCCAACAGGACUGUUUGUAGAGGGAUUUGUGCAGGUUUAAAAAACAAACAAAAAAAGAUAUGGCCUCAUGUGGCAUACUUAUGAAAUAGACUGUUUGUGGUUUUGUUUGAGUUCAAUGUGGCGCUUCUCCCUUCAGUCGCCCACAGGGUCAACUGUAAGUGACCCUGUGGGACUAAAAUAUUGAGUGCUGGUGCAGCAAGAGUGAAACAGAUAGGAGUUGAAGCAAAAGUUUGGACAAGUUCUUGAGAGCCAUACGUCAAAUCCAAAUCCCCUGAAACAUUCUUGUCUGUACCAGCUCUCAGACAUGUAUCGACAUCUAUCAAAGGUGGAAUAGAUGUUACUUCUUGUUUUACAUAUGAAACACAGAGGUGCUGCUCUUGCUCUUCCUAAGUUUUUAUUGUCUUCUGUCUUUUGAUGUGCCUCUGAACUGUUGCAGGAACAAAACUCUAACUUUCCUGUCCAAACAGACUUGAACUUGACUCCUGCUGACCUUGCUUGUUGUCCUGCUGGCCUCUCAUUUGGUGAGAGAGAGUCGCUUGUCUGGUUGUGCAAAGCCAUAAAGUCAUGGUCAGCCGCUGAGCAACAUGUCAUCAGUGUUAGAUUGUGCUGUCAACAAUAUUAAGAGGAAAAAAAAAGACUUUCAAGCUUUGAGAUGAAACAGCUGAAACUUCUCUGUGGUUAAUCUUUCUGGUACCUCCAGCUUGCAUGACGGCUUAUGUGAGACCGUGUAAGAUCUCUAAUGUGUAGCUACUCUUCUUUCACCUGGUUAACCCCAGAUUAUCCAAACUAGAAAUACUGAUUUAAUAAGCAGUCAUUCGUGAGGUUUAUGUAAAGGAUGUGGAUUGAAGCUUUUUCAUUAUCGCCUUUUAAAAAAUGCACCAAAGUACUCAUUUAACACCCCACCCAAUCUUUGCGUGCUUCUCUAACACAAGGAGAGAUUGAACGAGUCAGGCUCAGCAGAGGACUUAUGUGCUGCAACUGCAGGUAGACCUAAAUACAGGGAUGGUUUGAACAACUUUCACCAGCCCGAAAAAUAUAUUUUUGUACUUUUCAUGGUGUUUUGUUGUCUAACAAGAAAACACAACAUUUAAAAAUCUUUGUUUUUGAACUGAGCAGAGGAUAAGCUGACGCCUGCAGUCGAGGAGAUGAUUGUGUAUGAUAAUCUAAAAAUGAGUGUUUUUAUCACGUUAUUCUUGGCUUUACUUUUUUUUUUCAUUAUUUAGCUAUUUUUAAAAAUUUUUACAUUUAGUUCACUAAUUCAACUUGCCCCAGGCUGAUAAAUGAAGAACCUAGUGGCAGGAUGUUGCUGCAACCUGAUCCAUUUGUUAGAGGAUCCUGUUCAGCUAGCUACUGAGAGCUCAGAGUAGCAGCCCACAGCAGAGCUAUCAGCCAUUUUGAGUUCUGCACAGAAUCCAGGCGCAGUAAAUGAGGCCGUAGGAUGGGGGAGGGGACGGGCCCAGCGUGCGCAGUGGCAAUAACAUUGGAAUGUAAAACGGACCAGUGAUCGUGUUUGUGAUCCACAUAGCUCUUGAUUUAUGCUGAUUUUUUAUUUUGGUAUCUAAUAUAUCUGAUCUUUCUUAUCUUUCUUAUGCUCCUCUAAAUCUUGAUUUUAAAUCUGUCAGCAGAAAAGUGGGAGUUUUCAAGGAGACACGGUUGCUGAUAUGAAAACAGCAGUUGUGCUUAUGCGCCACCACUUUGUGUCCUGCUUUCACACAUGCGACACCCUUUCUUAGCAAAAUAUAACUGGCUAAAUAAAGCAAGCCUCUGUCAGCCGCAGUCCCGCAGAUAUAUACACUGCACCAUCAGGAAACAUUAACAAGAUUUCAGAAAGAAAAACUGAAGCAGUGGAUUGCUUUUCACCAGAUAAGAUUUUAUAGAUUAUGUGAAAGACAGGCUGUCGUCCCUGCACUGAAACCGAUAAAAAUAGCUUGUUAUAUAUGAAGAUUUCUAUCAUUUAUAGUGAAACAUUUAAUAGUGUUUAAUGUAUCACACAGACCUCAGACAAGCAGUCUACAUUGCUGAAAACUGUGUGUGUGUGUAGCUAUGGAUUGUCAAGUGAGUUUGUACAAAGCCUGUCUUCUUCUGUUUGACACUCCUGCUUCCACAUCUCAGUUUGGACCUUUUUUUCUUGUCAUCACUUUUGUGUGCACUUUGGUUAGCAUACCACAACUGUUUUUGAAUUCUCUAGAUUGGCAUGGUUUAGCUGUUGAUAGCUUUUUUUUGGGUUGAUUGACGGCUGUAACUGGAAUGGCUGAAAACGGCAUCAUUUGCUGAAAAUUGAAUUAAAAGAAGAGAAUAAUGCCCAAGAAAGCAAAAGAUUACAAGCUGUUAGAUUUACUAUAUAGUCAUCAACAUAACUUCAUUAUAGUUUAAAUAAAUAAGCGGUGACCCUUAAAAAUAACAAUUUCCUUUUGAAGGCAAGGGCUCAGUUAUAGCUCGGGGGGUAGAGAUAGAGUGCUUCAUUAGGAUGAGCUAAAUUUAUGGUCACACUUUGAUUUGCUGGGUGUGAUGGUUUCACACACUGCCGAUGUUGUGUCGAGCUGUAACAUACAGUAUUUAGUGCUCACUCAUCUGAAAAAAAUGUCUUUUUUUUCCACAGGUCGUGGGAGAAUUCUGGGGGUAAAUCUAUGACCAGGAACCUUUCGGCCUGAAGGUGAGUUAUUAAUAGAUGAUUUAUCACGUGUAGGAACUGCGUAGUACUUCGCAUCAGUGUCCAUAUUUGUUUGCUAAUAAAAUGCCUCAUGGGAAUUUGACUGCAGCAAAGCACAGUUUCCUGCUUCACACAGCUUUAAUUCUUCAUAUUUUUUACUUCCAUUAAAAGUAGCUCAGACAUCACAGACACAUGUGACUCUAAAGAAGAGAACUAGCAUUAACAUUGCUGUUUUUGCAACAUCAGUUGAAUGUACGGACUAUCUUUCCUGUUUUGCAUGGCCUCUUUACUGCUGCCAACACAGCCUCAUUCUGGCCGUUCUGAUUCGCUGAGUGUUGAACCAAUAGGAAUGUGGGGGGAUGGGAGGAAGGCUGGGUAGCUGCUGUUGUUAACUUCACAUUCCUUCUGUUCUCUGGAUCGGGCUUAGGUAAACAUGAGAUCUAUGAUUAAUCAUGGAAUCAAAGAAAACUGAAUUUGUCCUAGCAGUUCAGGCUUUUCUGACAGACAUGAAAGAUAGCUUUUUAGCUUACUGAGCAGUAUCUGCACAGCUGUCUCUGAUGGAUCAGUUAGAGCAAUGUGUGAUCAGGGAAUCAGAAUCUGUUAGUUAGCUUUAUUUACUCAAAAAUAAUAUUGUUAAGAUUUAGGCUGUUGAAAACUGUCAGGUUUGCAAAUCCCUGUAAAAGAACCUUCUAGAAAAGAACAAAGAAGGCCACAGGGCUCUACAGUGACCUCCAGUGGUUUUUCCGAAACUCUGCAGCCACUGUUUAAUGCGAUAAGUCAAGGACAGGUUCAUAAGCUGAAGAGAACAGGCAGUUAACCCUUGCCGUUGUCACUGUGGUUUUAUAUGCAUUUUUGACGCAUCUAAUUCUCCCGUGUCACUCCACAGGCAGCUAUGGAAGUUGUUGUGACAGAGGAAAAGAAGAAGAUUUUCCGGGCCAGGAAAACCAUGAAGAUCAGUGAUCGCCAGCAGCUAGAGAGUCUUCACAACACUUUGUUAACAGCAGCUCCUGGUUUGUCUGAGGGAUCCUCGCCACCUCUGAUGAACGGCACGCACAAGGAGGAUGGACCAAAAGAAGAGGACAGAGAUCAAAACAACGUGAACUCGCCCGAUGCAGCGUCGCCUGCUUCUCCCGCCUCUUCGGCUCCUCUCCUGUCCUUGAAUCUGUCCCCUUCACCUGUCCCUUCACAAGGUUCUUCACCCAAGGAGGACGCUCCUCACUCUCCUAAUUCGCCAUUCCACUCUCUGAACUUUGAACUGAAAAAGAUGGAGGAAGAGGGGGAGGACAAGAAAGUUUCUUCAGCCUCCUCUUCAAAGGAGUCGGCAUCAAAAGAGUCCAAGGGAAACCAGGAAACGGACAAUGGUGAUGUCCCAGAAGAGGAAAAGAAAAAGGUAGAGCUGAGAAAUGUUAUAUAACUGUUUUCACAAUGCAGUGUCUUGACUAUAAACGGCUUCUCUUCAGUCUGUAAAAGUUUCGGUGCCCAAAGCCAUUUAGUUAAUCGUUGGUUCACUAUGCUCUCUUUCAGGAGGAACGAAAAGCAGCAGGAGACCCAUCUAAAGAUUCUGCGAAAGAUUCUGUCAAAGGUUUGGAUUCAAGUUCGUCUGAGCCACCUCAAGUGUCCAGUGGUACACAACCAAUGGAUACAGAUAAUGACACUACAAAGACCAAUGACCCUCAGACCUCUAAAACAAAAGGGGAGAGGCCUUCCUCCACCAUACCUUCCACUUAUGACUCCUCUCCUCCUUGUCCCUCAUCUCCCCCAGCUUCCUCCUCUUCCGGGGACGUAAAACAAGAAAAGGACAUCAAAUGUGAGAAAAAGGAAAAGGAGGACAAUAAAGAAGACAAGAAGAAAGCGUUGACGACUGCAGAAAAGAUGGAGGUGGACUCAGUGAAAGUAGAGCCAAAGAAAGAAAAAACGGAAGUUAGACAAACCACAAAACUAACCCGGCCCUCGUCGACUCCGCCCUCUAAUACAGGUAUGACAGCGUCCAGUUGAUAACUUCACUGAAAGCGGUCCAAUGAAAUCUAGAAGAAUGACGUGAAAGUGGAAAUGAAAGACGUAUCAUUGAACAUUUUUACAGUUAGCGUGGGCUAAUUUGUGAUAACGGGAUUGGGACAACUGUUAAAUCCUCACAUCCUAGUAAUCAUUCUCAGUCUUAAAUCCAAGGUCCCAGGCUAAAAGAAGAUGUGACUUAAUGAAGUUUUACCCUAUUAUGAAAAAACCUGGAAAGCAUUAGUCUGUUUUCAGGGGUAAAGUUGUGUACUACCUGUCAGGUUAAUCAUUUCUGAUGGUGCUUUUGGAAAACACAGCAGCAUUUGUAAUGUCAGAACUCUUACAACCUCAAAAGGAAGUCUGCAAAGUAAAACUGUCACUUCCUUAAAAAUUAGAUAAUUUCAACACUCUUCUUCUCUUGGAUGAAUUUUAAUUAUUUUCUGAUUAGUUUCUGAUAGAGGUCCAGUUCGUAUCUGAUGCAGAUUUGGUUGGAGCUUCAUUUGUUUCCUGUGAAUAAUACCUGUGAAGACAUGCACACAAACGAUUAAGGCCAAUGAAAGGCUUACAUGGGGUGACAAGCAGGAAUUUGUUUAUUCAAUCUCAAGCAGCACAAGAGGAGAAGGGCUCCACAUCAGGACUGAAGCGCACUUUAUCAGAGGGUUUCGAAAAUGGCGAUCAAACGUUCAAAAGAGAGGGGAAGAGGCUAAAGGUGGAGCGUGGCGAGUUGGAGGCACAACUGGAACUGAAAAUCACUGCAAAAGCUGGCGGUCACCACAAACUAGAAAGGGUUUGUAUGUUAACUCUGUCUUUCAACAAACAUCCAAACCAGCAAAACUGCUCUGAAUUUUCUACAAAACUGAUUGUUUUCUCGCUUCUUAUCCCUUUUUUUUCUCAGAUUGUGCAACAGCUGGUGGAUGAACGGUUGAGGGUGUUGGAGCUGACCAUUUUUGAGAGACAUUUCACAGAGCUCAAGGACAGGGUAGACAAAAUCGACUGUGCCACUAAACACCAAACCGCCAUUAACACACUCCAAGUGAGUUAACUGUGAUUGUUGAAAUGUCAAGUACAGCUGUCUGUAACCACACCAAAUCUGGUAUUGAAAGGCACAGCUCUGAAAGCUGCUUUCUAACAUUUUUUUUAGGCCAAGAUAGCGCGAUUGGCGAAGAAAUUUGGAGAGGCCAAUCAAGCAUCAGAGAACAAAAGGAAAAAUGAGGCAAGGACAGUUUUUCAUUCUGAUGUGUGCAGUUGCGACUGGUUUUUAAGGUUUUUUCUUUGUGUAAAUUAACAGCACAGCAUCUUUCUUUCAUAGGCCCUGGCUGCUGCUGCUGCUGCUGCUGCUGCCGCCGCUGCUAAUGCUGCCAAGACUGUUACUGCUGCACCAGGCACUCAAGCUCAACGGUAAGUGUACCAUGAAUUUAGCAGUGAGGUUUACAGAUCACCUCCCUGAAAGUUACAUGUUUACGAAACUAUUUGAUUCUGUGAUCAAAUAGAUCAACUAUUUAGAUAUUAGGAAUUCACAGAUUUACUGUAUCAAAACAACUUGCACUGUAGCAUUUUAUAUGAAAAUGAUCUGGACUUUGUGUGAACGUGACAAUACUGGACUGUAACCAGAGCGACACACAGAGCCGUCCGUUGCCUUGCCAUUGUCCCAGAGUGCUUUCUGUAAUCACAGACGGAAUCUAGACUCAACAAUUUUCGAGUAAAAUAGUCCUACGGGUCAAAUCAAACAGAUUUCGUGGCCUUUGUCGGUCUGCCAAGGUUGCCUUUCUUUGUACUCUUUAACUCCAGAGAUCUAUCUAAACCGGUUUGGAAUGAACAAACACAUGCCAGUCUAUAGUUUGGGUACUCGCGCCCCAAAUAACCCCAACUGGGUCCAGGUCCUGAGUCUUGUGACGUUCUACAAUGUGAAGUCUGCGCAUUCCCUCGGGCAGUGCAGAGUGUAGUUAAACUGCACCUCUCUUCCCAACAGCGAGCUGUGCCAGCAGACAAUAGAGCUGCAGCCUAAGGUGCCCAAAGGGGAAGUGGUGCCCCCUGUUGGUGAAGCCUGUGCGCUGUCUAUCGAGAGGAAGAAAGAAGCAGAGAAGAUGGAGGAGGAAGAGGACAUGCCACCUCACAUUGCCUUUGCAAAUAAGCUGGAAGAGUACCAUGAGGGGAAAUGCAGAGCAGACAUAAAACUUAGAGUAAUCUCGUCCAACUUGGAGAAUGUGCUCUACCGAAGCUGCAGGAAAAGCUCGGGGUUUCCGCGGUCCGACCGCUUUGCUUCUUACAUUUUUCGCUACUUAGUCCCAUAUGACAUCUACUGUCAGUGGGUGGGAAAGGUCAAUUAUAAUGGGAUGUUUGGCAAGGGGGCUCUGCCAAAAAACUUGAGAAGGACAAUCCGGAUGCACAUGGAGCGCCGAUUUCCUUCACUUACUUGUGAUGCCUGGAGAGGGAUCCGAGGUUCUAUCAAUCGAAUACUGCGGAUCAAGAGAGGACCAGAAUUUUUCAGAGAAUACGACGCAAGAACUAUGUUAAUUUGAGUCUUUAUUACAGAAGCAAACUGGGACAGCUGCAAGUAUUUAGUUAUUGAAAGUUGAAAGUUGUCAUUUUUUUCUCUAAAUACUCUGGGACUUAAUCCCAUCAGCGUUCAUAAUCUCUUUUGUUCAUAUUAAAAGGAGCGUGAAGUUGCGGACACUUGUACAAAGUAGGCUGUGGAGUUGGCCCCAAACUUGACAACAUUGAGUUAUUUUUUUUUAAAUGCUUGUCAAAAAAUCUGUAAUUUACUUCAAUUAGAAGAUGUCAUCUCACCACCAGUUGUUAGUGAUGACUGUAUAAAAUGAAAUGGAAUAAAGUAAACUGCCAGCUAACCUCUUUGACUCAGCUGCCUGCUGUGAACAUGAACAGCUCUAAGUAUAAGCAAUCUUUUCAAACAGGCCAGUUCGGACGACUAUGGAGGUGAAGCAGGUUGCAACUGUUUCUUCGUCCAGCACCUCUGGUGAGUAGCAGCAAGAAUUUUUUUUUUUCAAUGUUGUUUUGAUUUCUGUGCACACCAUUGAACCAUUACAAGAACAUUCAGCGGUGUCACUUUAAAACAUCAGAGCUUUAAGUCCAAGCGCUGUACCUUUUAAAUACAGCUCUCAAACUUUCUUCUUGUGUUAGUUCUUUCUGUUCCACAAGUGCAAUCACGCUUAGAAGCAUUGCCUUUAUGGUUAAACAUAGUGGAGCAUGUUUCCCCAUAUCAAUCAAUAUUUCAGGCAAAUCCUUUCAUAGUAUAUGUAUAAUAGAAAAAUUAAGACUCAAAGUUUCUUGCUUGUUUACAAAAUCAUGUGAUUGGUUUGAACUGAGUGAUAAUACAUGCCUUUGGUGUUUGGCAUAUUAGGUAAGGUUUAACACUGGAACUGCCAAAACUGUCUGACAGACCAUUUGGGGUUUUUAUUGAACGAUAACUGUUAUUAGAGAAAAGGAAAUAAAAGUGUCACAACUUGCUAGCUUCCCUGCGUUUGCUUGUAGUGUGCAGUUUUAAGUCAGUAGGGUUCUGAAACCGAAUUUUACUUCCGACCGGCAUCGCAGUCAUAUUGAUGGCAACUGAAAAAUGACAUACUCCGCUGGCGCGUUUCCUUCAACCAUAGUCCAAUUAUGCCUUUGCACAUAUUCUAUAUUUAUGCUUGGGAAUAUCAAAGAGAGGCGGAAAGAGGGAUACAGACAGACACAUCAAGAAGACAAACAAUGAUGAGAUGAUCACAAAAAGAUCCUCAGAAGACGCUCUGGCGAAGAUCCAGGAGAUGAGUGUGGGGGAGUCUGAUGGAGGAGAAAUUUUCAGCAAAAGUGAAGUGGACUGGAUUCAAGAAGAUGAGAGUUCAGACUCUGAGCUCGAACCCACACGACCAGAACUUAAUAAAAAGGCUGUACCAGAUUCCCCAUCAGCUGCCGUUUCCACUCCAGGUAGGGAUUAUCAUUCAUACUGUUGUUUUUUUUUUUCAUCUUAUAAACGGUUUUGUUUAGAAUAAAGCAUUGAUGAGACUUAAGAAGGCUUCAGUACAGAGAAGCCCUUUGACAAACUGAAUGGCUACAAACUGCCACAUCUUGUUAAUUCAAAUAGUAAAGGCUGUGAACAGCCACAUUGGCACUUGCGUCAUUUUUCGGGUAGAACUAUAAUCCAACUAGAAAGCAGUUUAUGUGAAUUUUUUUAAUGUGAAAUGCAAACAAUUGAGAAUAAGCAAGGAUGUAACUUCUUUGCUGAGAAUAUACAUAAUUUCUCAACAGUGAACAGACCAGAUGACAAGACUGUGGCAGGACUACCUGAAGGGUAGAAAUAUUGCUUAGUUUUUUUAGAAAUAGAACUUAGUUUUUUUCUUUUGUAUGAUUUUGAAAGUCUUGAAGUCUCUUACAAGGAAUUAUUUUGUGAUUUGUAGAUCUUUGUCAGUGUGAGUGGGGGAUAUGGUACUAUCUGGAAAGCCAUCAGGUUAAGAGUACAGUCAAGGAGUCAGCAGUGCUUAUAUACCCUCAAUGAACCAGUGGGACCAACAGUUUUUGCCAAAGAAAACACUUAAGACGCUUUGAAUGCUUUCUUGUGCUUGCUGGACAAGAAGAUACUGCAACACGUACGAAUCUGCACUGUGGCCAAGGCACACCAAGUUGGCGAGGACAGUUCAUGGAAUCUCUCUGUUGCUGAGCAGAAGGCCUUUAUUGCCCUGGUCUAUGUGAGAGGAGCCUACAAGAAAAACAGAGAGUUGGAGAGUUUCUGGUCCAAGGAAUGGGAACUGGCUUUCUUCAGAGGCACAAUGCCGAGAAACCGCUUCAGGGAGAUCAUGAGCUACUUGCGCUUUGACAAGGAGCAUGACAGGCACAUCCAUCUGUGCAAGGACAAGUUUCCGUUGAUGUGGGUAAUGUUGUUGUGAACAACAACAUUACCUGAGCAGCUGUUUCCUACAAAAGUACACUGCCACUUGAAGCAGUACAUGGUGAACAAGCCUGAAAAAUUUGGUAUCAAGUUCUGGUUAGCUGUAGAUGUAAAGACCACCAUAUUUUUUGAACGGCUUCCCAUAUCUUGGCAAAGAUGACAAGCAACAAGCUCAUCAAUGUCUGAGAGAGUGUGGCGAUGAUGUUUGAACCGUAUGUGGGAAAGGAAAAGAAUGUCAUCAUGGACAAACGUUUCACAUCCCUCAACCUGGCCAAGGAUCUACUACAUAAAAACACCAGUCUUCUUGGUACAAUUAACACGACCAGACAGGAGCUUCCACCUUCCAACCAGCAGCAGAAAGGAGAGCUGUUCUCCACCAUUCAUAUACACCCCUGAUCUCAUUCAAUGUCUUACGGUGAAACGCGCAGGAUCUCCUUUGAUCUCAUCAAGUCUUGCACGAAUUGUCGGUAAUAUAUCGGUAAGCGCUUCUCCUCCGCUAUCGGGAGCGGAUUGGAUCCGGUGGGCACUGCAUGCUUGCGUUUUUGAUCUGCCUGCCGUUUUGGAGCGGAGUGUAGUGGAUCUACAUGAUGGAAUCCUGUCUUAAGAGUCAAACACUUUUGCCUAAAGUGCGUGUGGAAGUGCUGAUCCUGCCUUUUUGUUUGCACAUGAUGUUUCGCAGUUAUUCUAGAAGUUCUGGUUUUUUGACAAGCUGGAAUUAGUUAUAUCAACAAUCUUGUGCCACUUCUUUAUUCACCUAUGUAUGUGCAAGUUUGAGUGGGUUUGUAGGCUAUGUGUGCUUGUGAACGAGCAUUUACGAAUAAAACAUUUCCUUAUUUUGGUGUGACAUCUCUUUUAUUCUUCAGUUUUUAUUAAACCCGUAACACAAUACUGAUAGUCAAAGUGUUAUACAUCACUAUACAAAAUACCUUGUUAAUCAAAAUCUGCUAUUGGUGUAUAUUUGAACCCAAACAAUAAAAAUUCACAUGAUGGUCUGGCAGACUUUAAAAGGGGUUGAAAUCUUGGUGCUCUGAGUGUUAAAAUAGCAUAAAUCUGGGUCGCAAACACCAGAUGAGGAAAAUCAGGAGUUGUGUUUCUGGGUUACUACAGUCUUAUGCUGACUGAUGUAUGUUAGCUGUACAUCAAAGAAGGAGAAACUUAUUCACUGAAAGCUGACAAACAUCCUUUCGAAUUCUAAAACAAACUAUCUUUUCUGUUUCCCUUGCAAAACCAGUCACCCAGGCUCAACCAGUUCUUGCCACAGCUUCAGUCCAAACACCCACCUCUACAGCUAUGGUUACACAAGCCCCCAUCCUUCAGCUGAUCACCUCCAGCGCCAACGCUGGCUCCACCUUGGGUGCUGGCAUAACCACUCAGAGUACCGCAGGCACCUUGUUGCUGAAAACAGCUGCAGGAAGCAACAUGAUGACUACAGGCCAGCCACUCCUCAUCCAGUUGCCUUUAUCAAUGACCAACGGCCAGGCAGGAACGCUGGUCAACAUCCCCGUCUCCUCCCUGUCUGCAGCUAGCUCUCUUACCAAGGCCAAAACCACUGCCUCCACCGCCACUUUUAUAAUCAAGCCUGCUUCAGCUAUCACCACGGCACCAGCAUCCGUCCCUGCAGCUGCCACUGUCCCAGCGCUUCAGGCCUCUGCUGGUCAGAUGUCGUCCACCCAAAUCUCUCUCGCUCGUGCCGUCUACCAGGGAGGUGCUGGGGGGAUAACGACACCCAACGCAGGAGUUUCUGUGACAACAGCCAGGACACCAGCUCAGUCUGUCUCUGUAGCAGGAGCAGUUUCUUCAGCCUCUUCACCUGCAACCUCUGGUCCAGCAGCAACAGGCUCAACUGCUCCAGGACCGCCACAAGGAACAUCACUGACGUCCAAGACAGGUAGAGUGUGCUUUGAUAUUAAGACCAUGGCAUUAGAACUAUCUGGAUAAUUAUGGGUCGUUCUGGAAAUGUCACCAUAUUUCUAAAAUGUCAAUUUUUUUUAUGAUGUCAUGCUUGUAAGGAGCUGAAAUGUUGGACUUGAAAGGAGAAUGUCAUUGUUGUGCUUUAGGUUUUAAUUUUGACUAUCUUUACAUCACAUAGUUAAAUUGAGGUUAUCAGCAAUGAAAAGAUGCUGGACAGUAAACAUCAGGGACAUCAGGCCAUUUUUCCAAGAAAACAAAACAAAGGUUUAAAAGGUUAGCAGGGUCAGGCCUUGUUAGUACUUACAUGGGAGGCUGCCUUUGAGUACAAGGCACUGUAGGUCUUUUAGUUUUCUUUGUGGAUGCGAGAGGAGCUGCUGCUGCUUCUGCUGCUGUGGAGGGUUGUCUUUGUUCAACUGAAGUUCUUUUUCAAACAUAGUGAAAAUAAUUAUGUGUCAAGUGUACUCUUCUACAUGCAACAUACAUAUACCUCUAAUAUUCCAAGGUUCUCUCUUCUAAAAGCCUCUAGCCUGCAGCACAUCUCACAUUUGAAAAAACAAACAUACAAGCAUUCUUACUUCCUGUUUGUAUUGUCCAAGGUAACACUGUCAAACAGCACGCUUCUGUUAGCUGGAUGGUGCUUUAAUACUAAUAUUAGCUGUUGUCUAAUGAUAGCCAGCAGUGAUAGUUACUGAGCAUUUCGUUUACUUUAAAUUGGGCCCUGAUGUCUUUUGUGGAACUAUCAAAAAUAUUUGAAUGACGAAACAUCAGAUUUUAAAAUUUCAACCUGAAGCACAGAAAUAUGGCAUCAUCUUCUGAUGACGGGGUUUGGGUUUUCCCACCCUGACUGUAACAUCAAAUGUUUUUAGCUUUUUUUUUUUUUCAAUUAAUAACAACUUUUAAAAAAAUUAUUUUCCAUCAGAUAACCAAGCUUCAGGAUCCACUCCAUCCAAAACAGCUGCUGCUGCUGCAGCACGACCCAAAGGCUCUGUGAUUGACCUUACUGAGGACGAUGAUGAUGUGCAAGGUAAAGGUUACACUAUUACCUUUUUUAUGUCUUAAAGUUUACUUUCUUUAAAAGCAGCUCUAAAUAAAUGUUUGAUACUGAAUAUUUUUCUUCUCCAGUCACAGGAGUCAAAAAGGCCACCACCCCAACUCCAUCAUCCAGCCAGCGUCCCGCCCCAGUUAUCAGCAUCCCUAACAGUAAGAAAGCACGAUUAUUCACUUUGAUAAGUGGAAGAACAAACUCUAUGAGAUGUAGUUACCACAGCUGGAGUGUACAUGUUGUUUACAAUUCAGAUAUGACAACAGAAAAGAAGCGUUUAUACACAGGAGAGUCAAAUGUCAUAACUGAGGUUGACUCCAAAUCCUGGCUAUUUGUCAUUUUAAUCAGUGCGAGGAAUACAUUAAUUCUAAAAUAAAACGGGUAAUAUAAGAUUCACCUAAAUUUUUUAUCUUUGCCUUGUCCACAGGUGCAGGAGCAAGGUCAUCCCCGCAAACCACUCAGAGCUCUACCAACAAUCCUCAUGUAACGGUCCACCACCGCCCCCCACAGGUGAGGACACAGAAGUGUAUUUUACAUGUUGUGUACAACAUAGUUUUUUUUGUAGUAAAACAGCUCCAAGUUCUCAGUUUGAUUACACAGUAUGUGACUAUUUUUUUAAAGCUCUUUUCUGACAUGCUCUACCGAACAUGUCUGCUAUCGGCCCAUUACUCAGAUUUUUAAAGCAAAAAGCUUCAGCGGACAUCUGAUUUAAAAUUGAGGGUUUACUGGUUCAGCUGUUGAGAACCUUAACUCAUGUGAAUGUCCAGACCCUCCUUUCAUACAAAUGGUCCCCUUGAUGUUUUUUAAAUUGCACAAUAAAUAGUAAGAAAUCUUGAAAUUACUUGUUAAGUUUUUUGAGACCUUAACUCAUACCAUUUUUCUCUCUUACAGGAAUCAGCGGUGAAAUCCCGCACUGCCACGAGCGCAACACCCAGGAACCCCAACCUGUCGCUGCCUCCUCUCCCUACUGCACCGGCACCGGCGCGCCUACCCCCAGAGGCUGAGCGGACCUCACUUCCUCAGCAGCCUCAGCUGAAGCUGGUGCCAAGCCAGACCGGUAUAGUGUUGUCCUGGUGUGUGGCAGAAACGGAUCAGACCUGUGCGACAGUGGACAGCUAUCACCUCUAUGCCUUCCACCAAGACAACUCAAGCAGCAGUGCAGGGCAGCAGCACUGGAAGAAGAUCGGAGAAGUGAAUGCCCUUCCCCUGCCCAUGGCCUGUACGCUGACACAGUUCCAGUCUGGCUCCACUUAUUAUUUUGCUGUUCGAGCCAAAGACAUUUAUGGGCGCUUUGGUCCCUUCUGCGAACCUCAGUGCACAAACGUCAUCACUUCAAACUCCAGCUGAAAAGUUAAGGAAUGAAAACAGCUUUUUCAUUUAAAAAUUAAAGACUCUCUGUAGUUCUCUUUUCUUGUGUUAGGAACUCAAAUAUCGCGUGUUUAACACUCUUAGUAUCUGUAAAUAUCCCUGCAUAACAACUGGACUUCUGACUGAUUUGGAGAACUGACAAGUCAGACUGUUGGUUUCGUCUGGUUAUUGUAUGUCAUGUGUUUUUCUUUUGUGACUUGAACUGUUGUUUAUAUAACUGAAUGACUUUGCCUCUCUACAAUGUUGGAUAUUUAUGUUGUUGACUCCAUUAUUCUGAUCCAGAUAUAUCUCGCUUUACUUGAGUAUAGGUGACAGAAAUAUCAGUUUAGACUCAGAAUUACACAGAAAUGUAUAAAUGUGUGGUAGAAACUGAAUGAAAAUUUUUGUAAAUUUUGUCUGGCAACCAGACUUUGACAAACAAAUAAAAGGUUUUAUUAAGGUCUUAGC